Molecule: messenger RNA, 1731 nt
Organism: Micromonas pusilla CCMP1545
Lineage: Eukaryota; Viridiplantae; Chlorophyta; Mamiellophyceae; Mamiellales; Mamiellaceae
Product: NADP-me with chloroplast precursor
Exons: 1
Coding region: 1-1731 (576 amino acids)
Biological process (GO): malate metabolic process; pyruvate metabolic process
Cellular component (GO): mitochondrion
Molecular function (GO): malate dehydrogenase (decarboxylating) (NAD+) activity; NAD binding
Source: RefSeq, a predicted model, not a curated record
AUGAUGAUCAUGCACCCGGACACGGCGCGCGGGAUCGAGGUGUUGUUAAACCCGAUCUACAACAAAGGCACGGGGUACUCCAUCGCGGAGAAGGAACGCCUCGGCAUCCGCGGGCUCACGCCGCCGCGGCAGUUCACGAUCGACGAGCAGUGCGCGAAGAUCUGGAACACGAUGACGACGACGGGGAAGACGCCGAUGCACAUGUGGCGCUCGAUGCAAGCGCUGCAGGACCGCAACGAGACGCUCUUCUAUCGCCUCAUCGUCGAGCACAUCGAGGAGCUCGCGCCCAUCAUCUACACCCCCACCGUGGGCGAGGCGUGCAAGCACUACUCGCGACUCUUCCGACGUCCGCGAGGGAUGUACUUCAGCGUGGACGACGUCGGGGAGUUCAACGCGAUGAUGUACAACUGGAAGAACGACGUGUCCGUGAUCGUCGUGACGGACGGCAGCCGAGUGUUGGGCCUGGGCGACCUCGGCGCGCAAGGGAUGGGCAUCUCCGUCGGAAAGCUCGACCUCUACGUCGCCGGCGCGGGGAUCGACCCGGAGAAGGUGCUCCCGUGCGUCCUCGACGUCGGCACGGACAACGAAGAGCUCCUGAACUCGCCGUAUUACUUCGGGAUACAGCAACCGCGAUUGCGGGGGAAGGAGUACGACGAGUUCGUGGACGAGUUCGUGCAAGCGGUGAAGAAUCGCUGGCCCAACGCGCUCGUGCAGUUUGAAGAUUUCUCGACGAAGAACGCGAUGCCCAUCCUGAAGCGGCACCGUGACAACGUCCUGUGCUUCAACGACGACAUUCAGGGCACCGCGGUGACCGUGCUCGCGGGCGUGUACGGCGCGAUGGCGAGCAUCGGGUCGAAGCCGAGCGCGAUCGUCGACCAGACCUUCGUGAUCUGCGGCGCGGGGUCCGCCGGGAUGGGCAUCGCGAAUUUCCUUCACUCCGCGAUGGUUCACCACGGCUUGUCCAAAGAGGACGCGUACAAGCGGUUCUACGUCGUCGAUCACAAAGGUCUGAUCACGAGCGCGCGCGUCUUGGAGGCGAGCGCGCCCGGGGUGGAAGACCUUCGCGCGUUCGCCGCGAGCCGCGAUGAUCUCCCCGAGGGGAUGACGUUGGAGGACGUCGUCGCGGCGGCGAAGCCGACCGUGCUCAUGGGCGCGUCCACCGCGCGCGGGAUCUUCACGGAGACCAUCUUGAGGACGAUGGGCGAGUGCCACGAGAGGCCGAUCAUCAUGCCGCUGUCGAACCCGACGUCGUGCGCGGAGUGCACCGCGGAGGAGGCGGCGAAGGCGACGGGCGGACGCGCGAUUUUCUCCGCGGGGUCUCCGUUCGACGACGUCGUCGUCGACGGGAGGACGAUGGUCGCGAACCAAGGGAACAACUUCUACGUGUUCCCCGGUCUCGGGCUGGGGACGAUCUUAGUCGGCGCGGAUCACAUUUCCGACGGAAUGUUGAACGCCGCCGCGGAGGCGAUACCGAAGAUUUUGACCCGCGAGCAGCUCAACCGCGGGGAGAUUUACCCGGCAAUCAAACGCAUUCGAGACAUCAGCGUCAAGGUGGCCGCGGCGGUGAUGCGCCAGGCGAUCUUCGAAGGAAGGGAAGGACGGGACGGGAAGAUCGCGCAGAUCUUUCACCAGGAGGGGCUGCCCGCGCUGGAGCAGUACGCGAGGUCGUCGAUGUAUUACCCGGAGUACCGCCCCACGGUGUUCUCGCCCGGGUCAGGCGCCGGGUCGUGA